AUGCCCAUACCUAAACGUACUGUUUUAACAACUCCACAGGGCCAUACCAUGAUGCAUGAAGCUGUUUGGCUGGUGAUGGUCGAGGGAGCAGUGGGCGAUCAAGAGGCUUCUUGUCGUCUAAAGUUACGGGUGGAAAGGCGGCCUUUUCUGGCGCCAGAAGCUGUCAUUUUCGGCGUCAUUUUCACAGGUCCUUAUUCUGUACCUGUGAAUUGCCUGUUCGAGUUAGGUCCGUGUCACUCAAACCCCAACCACCAUAUUCUUUGGAAGUCAUGGUAA
This is a messenger RNA of Penicillium taxi, 276 nucleotides long. RefSeq lists its product as uncharacterized. The record is from RefSeq and is a predicted model, not a curated record. The transcript has a single exon. The coding region runs from base 1 to 276 and encodes 91 amino acids. NCBI's taxonomy places the organism in Eukaryota, Fungi, Ascomycota, Eurotiomycetes, Eurotiales, Aspergillaceae.